This is a messenger RNA of Leptopilina boulardi, 2810 nucleotides long. RefSeq lists its product as uncharacterized. Lineage: Eukaryota; Metazoa; Arthropoda; Insecta; Hymenoptera; Figitidae. The coding region runs from base 1 to 426 and encodes 141 amino acids. The transcript is spliced from 2 exons. The record is from RefSeq and is a predicted model, not a curated record.
AUGCAUACAUUGAAACUGUAUAUAAGCUGCAUUUACAAGUACAAAUUAAUUUUAACAUUAAUUCGUUUGCAGUUUAAAGUUUGGGUCAGUUGGGGUAAAUGGGGACAAAAUCCCUAUUUUUCACAAAUUACAAGGGCUGUUGGAUCAUCUUGGGGUCUAAAACCGGAUAUGGUUCAGUGGCUCUAUCGUAUGGUCCUGUUGCCAAGGUUUCUGCAUGCAGCAAUUGUUUGGUGGAUUAGAAGCCAGUGGAAAACGGUAAAAUUGAAAUUUGAACAACUGCAAGCAAUGGCGUUAAGAGGGAUUACUGGCGCAAUGAGAACCACGCCAACUUCUGCGUUAGGUUUCUUACUGGCGGAGGAACCUCUACACAUUUUAACGGUUAAAAAUAAGUUAAAAUAUAUUAUAACUGUACAUACUUGUAAAUGAUAAAUUAGGUAUUAAAAAUAAAUGAAAAAUAUAGUUAGAUUUUUGUUUUUAUUCGAACAUAAAAGAACGACGUUAAAGAAAUAAUAAUAAAAAAUUAAUAAAUCAAAGAGAGUAACUAAAAAAAUCAACGAUUUUUUUCUAAGUCCCUAAAUUUUUUAGACUUAUAAAAAAAAGUAUGUAAGAUUUUCUAAAAGCAUAUGGCAAAGUAUUUUGAGUUAUUUGAAAAUAAGUGAAAAUAGAUUUUCCAAGGACGGUGUCGAGGUCGCGGUGUCGCUUUUGGAAAUUUGUUGACUGUUGUUGUUGUAUAUAAUAGAAUAAUAAAAAAAAAUUUAAAUACAGUAGGACUCCAGUUAUCCGAGCUAAUGUGGACCGGACCUACCUCGUAUAAGGCGAAAAUUCGGAUAAUCCGAAUUGUUAUUACAAUUUAACAUUAUUAUUGUUUAAAAAAUUAUUAUUUAUUACAUACGGGAAAAUAAUAUUGUAUAUAUUCCAUAAUAAUUUAAACAAUUUAAAUUUAUUAAAAAUAAACUCAUAUUUAUAAAAAACUAAAAUUAAAAAUAACUCGGAUAAAGUAGACUAGACUCAGAUAAUAUAGAAUUUCCUACUGGGACACCACCUCGGAUAAUCGAGACCUCAGAUAAAGCGAGCUCGGUUAAACAGGGUUUUACUGUAAUAGUUUUGAUCGAAAAACAAAACCUGGAGCACAACUCCCUACUCUCCGCUGUUCAUUGAUUGGCAAGUUUACACCUUCACUGAUUUUCAAAGGAGUUGUUUUUGUUGAAGGGGUGAGUUUUAAAAAUUGGGCAUAUUUUUUUAGUGGAGCCCAAAAAUAUAGCGUAUUCGAUAUUUUUAAAAUUUUUAGUUUUUACAUAGUCCAAAAAUGUAGUGCAGUCUGUUAUCUAAAUUAUUUUUGUGAGCACCUCAAAAACAACCAUCGUAAUAUUUGGACUCCGCCCAUUUUUCAAAAACUAUCCUUUUAACUAAAACAGAAGUAAAAAACAUAACAUAAUUCUGUAGUUCUUCUUUUCAAUUGGAUCAAAUAUUUUUAGUCUUCUCAAAAACAUCCAUCCCGAUUUUUGGGCUUCACCCAUUUUCCAAAACUACCCUUUUAACUACAACAGAACUAAAAAACAUAACAUAAUCCUGUAGUUCUUUCUCUCAAUCGGGUCAUAUAUUUUUGGGCUUCACAAAAACAACCAUUCAAAUUUUUAGGCUCUACUCAUUUUUAGGGAAUAAGCCCAAAAAUUGAGAGUCGCAAUAUUGAAGAGCCCAAAAAUAUUGAAACACGUAAGAAAAAGAAAAAAAAAGCGGAAAUAGAUCAAAGUUUUCACUUGCGAUUAAGGUUAGGGGUUUACUCUUGUUCACUAAGUAAUGAAUUUCGAACAAAUAGGUAUAAUUUUUGUAAAACUCGUUGGUCAUAUUGGAUGCACUAUUUUGAAAUUUUGAAAACGGACAUCGGAUUCGUAAUCAGCGACCCAAAAAACCCCCGAGUAACGAGUUUCAAGCGAAUCCGAUGAAUUUAUUAAUUCGAAAAAUAGGAAAAUGUAAGUUGCUGAUAUUAAAAGGGGUUGUUUUUGUUGAAGAGGUGAUUUUUAAAAAUCAGGAAUAUUUUUUUUUGGAGUCCUAAAAAGCCCAAAAAUCUAGUGUAGUCUGUUUUCUAAAUUGUAAUUGUGGAGGUGCUGGUUUGAUGGACCUACGUUGCUACUACUCGGAAACUCAUUUUAAAAAAAUAAUAAAGUCAAGCGUGAACAAGUGUAAAUGUGAACAUUUAAAAAAAAAUGAAAAUGUUUUAAUUAGGUUAAGGAAUAUUUUGAUAGCCCUUAAUGAGCCCUAAAUUUUCCUUGUAGUUAGAGCUUAGUAGGAAUAGUGAUAAAGAAGGUAUGCGUGGUUCAGGCCAGCUUCAAUGUGAAGCUGGCAGGAACCUUAAUUUAAGAAAUAAAUUAAAAGCCUAAAAUUUAGGAUAUUCAAGCCUUGUUAGCCCUAAAUGAACCUUAAAAGUUAGUAAAUUGCUAAUACUAAUAUCAUGGUAUGUUCAGGCCUACUUCACAGACGUCCAUUUUUUGGUAUACUUUUCUAAAAAAUUAUUUAAUUCAUCUGUUCAGGCCUUGUUGCAUUUAAUUACAAAUAGAGUCAAGUAUUCAAUCAAUAGUUACAAGACCAAUUAUACGACUUUUUGUCUUUUCCUAAAUAUGUUUGGCUUUAUUUUAAUAAGAUGAGAUUUUAUUUACAUUUUGCAAUAAAUUUUUAAACAAAAUAUGACUUUUUUAGUAUACAAUGCUGAUCUUCUUUAGAUUUUUUUUCAUUAUAAUUAUCUAACAAAUUUUUAACUAAAAUUCUUCUCUAAAUUAAUUAUUUUCAAUAAUUUUAAUGAAAUUCUUCUUAAA